Liolophura sinensis is the source of this 3599-nucleotide messenger RNA. RefSeq lists its product as uncharacterized. The record is from RefSeq and is a predicted model, not a curated record. NCBI's taxonomy places the organism in Eukaryota, Metazoa, Mollusca, Polyplacophora, Chitonida, Chitonidae.
ACUUCCGUUUCUCUUGCCUGUGAAGGACCUUGACUUGUAGAGAGAAUAGCCACGACCUUGACCUUCGCCGGCCAAAGGAAAUCGUACCGAUGGUUUUUUCCUUGGUAAUGACCACGUUAGUGAAACGAACUGAAUCCUGUUUGUCGACUGUGGCCGAAGCGGUUAGAAAGGUGAUGUCGGUGGAAACGCAAUUCCGAAUUAAUGACAAUGAGAGUUAUCCCCCUUUACAGACCUCACCAGGGUACUCCGUGUCAAGUGAUGGCUACCAGCCAAACAAGCCCCUCUCGGAGAGUAAUUUUCAGCCAAUCAAACCUCUGACUAACAGCACCACGCCGAGUCAGAGAGAGUCUGAACAACUGGAUGAUUCUGACCAACACCACCACGUGAGCGCCCUCAACUCUGGGACGCAGGACAGCACUGACCUGCCCCCUGGUGGAGAUCAGCGGAAACAGGCCUCGCCGUCAUACAGCGACUGCUACACAUCAGACUCUUCCUGUGCGGCAACACCAAUGAAAUGGGAGCCAACGUCGCCUCAAGGUCCGACGACGCCUGGUAGCAAUCCGUUUAACUCGCUGGGUCCAUUUCCUUCAUUCUCCAGACAAGGAGCUAGAGGCAGCCUUCAUCACCGCAAAGACCAUAAUGGAAUGGACUUAUACUUCUGUCAUCUCUGCAGCUUCACAGGUACGUCAAAGGAGAUUUUCUCCGCACACAUGAAUACUCACUUUGAGCACAGUUGUCCGCACUGCGAUUACACCUCCAGGACUGAAGGUCGCCUGAAAACGACACAUAAGGAUUUUCACAGCACAAGCCCACCUGAGAACUACUCUGGCAAUAAGACAGCCAAAGCUAUGCCUGGCAGGCCGAAAGUUUACCGGUGCAAACAGUGUGAAUUUGUGGCCACUGAAAAGAUGGAUUUCUGGGCUCAUGCAAGAACCCACAUCAAAGAAGACAAAUUGCUCCAGUGCCCCAAAUGCCCUUUUGUGACGGAGUAUAAGCACCACUUGGAGUACCACCUGCGAAACCACUUUGGCUCAAAACCGUUCAAGUGCUCAAAGUGCAACUAUGCCUGCGUCAACAAAUCCAUGCUGAACAGCCACAUGAAAUCACACACGAAUGUCUACCAGUACAGGUGCGCAGACUGCACCUACGCCACCAAAUACUGCCACAGUCUGAAGCUACACCUGCGCAAGUACAAUCACAAGCCCGCCACGGUGCUCAACUCCGACGGAAGCCUGCCUCAGGGACUGGAUGCAGAAGCUGCAGGGCUGUCCCUCAUGAUGAAGAGGGGUCCUCCUAGAGGGCCGCGUGGACCGAGAAAGGACAAGCUGGAAGCAUACCUGGGUCAGUUGAUGUCCAUGCCACCACUGGGCCCACGACCAGGGAUGAAUGGAUUGAUCUCACCAUAUUGGCCACUCCUAGGUCAGUUCCCAGGAGGAUUCCAUCCUCCCCCUCCCCUCAUUCCUGUCUCCGCUCCUGGGGGAGGAGGAGGAGGAAGUGGCGGAAUACUGAAUGCUCUACCUCAUCACAAGCCACACGGAACUGGUGUCAGCGGUGGAAUGUGCAACCAAGAUCAGCUCACUCUCAAAUGCACGUUUUGCUGCUUCAUGACUGUAGAUAAGGAUGAACUCACGGGACACAUGCUGAAGGUCCACGCAUCAGAAAACCAGGAUCUCUUCAAUGCCUUCGGGAUUUCCUCUGACUCCCUCCUGGAAGAGCAAAAACAACGGCCACAAAGGGCUGAGAAAGAGCAAGGGGACCACCCAGCGGAUUUCUCCAAGAAGCCUGCCAAUGAGCGUCCACUGUCACAGCCGACUGAGGGUCUGAGCAUGACAGAGAGCCUGCACAUCCGUACUGACACAGGCGAUGAGGUGACCAAAUCCAGCCCACGAUCCUGGCCCCCAGCGUCCUCCGAAACCUUGGAGAAAGAAAACAUGAAUAGCUGCAAGAGCAUGCCCGAACUCUUCUACCUCAACGAAAUGAAAGUGUCUGCAAUGUCAUCAGAAGUGAACUCCAACGGUGACACUUCGGACAUCUUGCGCCAGAUGACACUUAAAUUUGGCGGGUCAGUUUCCUCUGCAGUGAAAGAGAACAAAGAAUGUCCCCUCGAUCUCACCAAACCCAAAAUGAUGACAGCAGCCAGUUAUUACGUUGCUUCAAAACGCACCUAUGAGCACAUGGAAGCCUCUGAUUUGGUACAGGAGUCUGGUGUUGUGGCAGACAGCUCAAAUAUCUCUGAUGCCCCUUCACCUUCGCCAAGGAAGCGGUCCCGCAAAGGAAAAGCAUACAAGUUGGACACCAUCUCCUGGAAGCUGCAGGGAAUGUCAUCAGAACAUGACUCAGCCAUUCAGGAAGACACUGCCAGCACGGGUAGCCAUGACGAUGGAGAUGACGGUGCAGACAACUCUGACCACUACUCAGAAAAAGAGUUCAAUGACUACACGACAAGGAACAGGGCAGACUUGAACACGUCCGAGGAAAAAGAUGAUUUUGCGGACAGUAAAAUAACUGAUACCUCAACGCCCAUUCCCAAUAGGAGAACAGGCAAUAAUGGAUCCUCAUUUGGAGGCAGGGACUUGGAACAGAUUCACAACAGUCUCAAGAUUUUGAACGAGAAAGACGGUCUUCACGCAGAAGAUCGCUGUCCCUCUCCAGUCUCCGAUCUCAGAAGAUGCAGCAUGGGUUCCAACCUGGGCAUCCCUGACCUGCCCGUCAUCAGUAGGUCUGGACCAAGAAGCCCCUCUGAUUUCAAAGAGCAACACAAAUCCAUGUAUGGUCCCAGGAACUCUGCUACACCAGCCGCAGUGCGCAAGGGAGCAGAAAUCGCGUGGAAGAUCCUGCAUCCUGAUCAACAAGCUCCUGCCAUUCCGUUCCAGAAUGGGAGUGUGCCUCAGGGUUUCAAUGCUAGUGAGGUUCCCAUGUCAAUGCCACCGGCUGGAAAUUUCCCCAAUAUGUGCACCAGACUGCCACCAUCACAGAAGCUUCCUACCAAGGUCAAUGGGGUGAAUGGAGCCGUCCAUGCGGGGUCGGUGGGGCGCAAGAGCGGGCGUCAAGGAAGCGAGAAGUACGAGUGCAGCUACUGUGAGAUCGCAUUCCGUGACUGUGUCAUGUACACUAUGCACAUGGGUUACCAUGGCUACCAAGACCCUUACAAGUGCAAUAUGUGUGGGCACCAGUCACGAGACAAAGUAGAUUUCUUCUUGCACAUCGCUCGUGCGGCGCAUGCAUAAGUUUGCGCUACUAUGGUGCAAAAGACAAUCAUGAUCGCCCCUAUGUUUGCGGUGCGAUGAGGUUUGCGAAGUGUUGUUGCAACUAAUUACUGGGAUGUGAAGAGUCCUGAAUUCUGACUGGAAUUAAGGUUAAGAAAAGGGAUCUGUGUAAUAUCGAUAGGCAGUAGAUGCCACCCAUAAAUUCUGCCAGCCAAUCUUUGCCAGCUAGUGUGUUGCUUAAUUACAGAUCAUGCUUUGUGGGAAGAUCUAAGAUGCGAAGAGUGAUGAAAGAGACGAUAUUAUCACCCUACAGAGAAAUAUUAAAGAAAGUCCCAUUCAUAUACCUUAUUUUCUAUGUCAAUGUACGCGCGCCGUUUCUACCUCAAUAGCUUC